GGCUUCGCCUUGACUGGCCGCCGCUCACUCCUCACCGGCUCGGGUUGUGAGUGUCGGAGGAGCGGAUCUGGGUCGGGAGGCGUGUGGGCCGAGAGGCAGACCUCCAGCUACGGCCGGAGCUCAGCAGAGAUUUUGACUAAAUUCUGUUCAGAAGAGGAGAUAAUUUCUAGAAAAAUUCAAGGAAGAGAAGAGAAGAUUCAAAUGGAGGUGCCAGAGGAAACUACAUAAAAAAUUCAACAGAUCCAACAGGAAACUGAAAGGAAUGGUACUGAAUUAAAUCUACACUUCUACAGGAUUUUCUUUGCAACCUGUGAUGCCACAUGUAGAAUCAACAGGAAACUUUUCCAACAAUUGAAGGCAAACUUGUAGAAAAAGGGCUGUCUUGCCCUGUGAGCAGCAGCCUUGGUUGACCAGGAAAAUGAAAGAGAAUGUGCUGUUUUAUCUGAUGGGUCUCUCUGUGGCCACAGUAAUGGGAUAUCCUUCCAGGUUGUCUUCCGCAGAUUUGGAUGCCACCCCCCGUAUAACAAUUGUCUAUAACGCUUUGAAAUAUGCAAGGCAUUUUAGCAGCAGUGCCCAGAAUUACACCACCUUCUUGCUGGAAGAGGAGAAGGGAAUUCUGUAUGUGGGAGCCAGGGGGGCAAUCUUCUCCUUAAGUGCCAAUAACAUCUCUGAUACCACUGAUGGCUCCUAUCAGAAAUUAAAUUGGGAAGCAUCUCCUGAGAAGCAAGCAGAAUGCUUGAAAAAAGGCAAAAACAACAAGACAGAGUGUUACAAUCACAUCAAGCUUUUGCAGAGGCUAAAUUCAACACAUCUGUAUGCUUGUGGUACAUAUGCCUUCCACCCACUCUGUGCUUACAUCGAUAUCAACAAAUUCAUGUUACCCUCUUACUUUGAGGAAGGGAAAGAAAAAUGUCCUUAUGAUCCUGCUCAUGGUUAUACAGGCCUCAUUGUGGAUGGCAGUUUAUAUACAGCAACACGCUAUGAAUUCCGCAGCCUACCAGACAUCCGACGCAACUGGCACCAGCGGGUUCUGAGGACUGAGGAAUCCCCCUUGCAUUGGCUGAAUGAUGCAGAGUUUGUGGCUUCUAUGUUGGUCAGGGAGAGCACAAGGAGCUCUGUGGGAGAUGACGACAAAAUCUACUAUUUCUUCACUGAACGUGCUGGAGAGGAGAGCACAUCAGUAUUUGAGAAGGCCCAGGUGCCCCGAGUAGCUCGAGUAGCUCGAGUGUGUAAGAAUGAUCUGGGUGGCAAGAAGAUUCUCCAGAGAAAAUGGACAUCCUUUAUGAAAGCAAAGCUAGAAUGCUACAUCCCUUACUAUGAAGUACUGAAAGAUGUUGCCAGUUUGGAUGGCGGUAACUGGACGAGCACUGUUUUCUAUGCAACAUUCAUCUUAUCAGCCCAAUGGAGGAGCAUAGAGAUGUCUGCUGUUUGCCGAUACAACAUCUCAGAGUUGCGUGAAGCUUUUGAAGGGCCAUACAUGGAAUACCAAGAUUCCUCCCACAAGUGGUUCCAGUACACUGGGAAUGUACCAGAGCCACGGCCAGGAUCAUGCAUUACCAAUCGUGCUCGCAGAAGAGGCUACAACUCCUCCCAGGAUCUGCCCAAUGGUGUGCUGGAUUUUAUCAAGAUUCAUCCACUGAUGUAUGAAAAGGUGAAACCUACAGAUAGAGUCCCUCUGCUAAUAAAGAAAAAUGUGGUCUACACCCAAGUUGCAGUAGACAGAGUCCAAGCCCUGGAUGGGCAUAUGUAUGACAUCCUCUUUUUGGGAACAGGUAAUGGAUGGAUUCACAAGGCUGUCGUCAUUGGCUCCAUGAUCCAUAUCACAGAGGAGAUGCAGGCCUUCAAGAAACCCCAACCUGUAGAGAACAUCAUCAUUUCCAAGCAACAGAGGAGUUUAUACGUUGGAGCCCAGAGUGGCGUCUUGCAGUUACCACUAUCCACUUGUUCACAAUACAUCUCCUGCUUCAGCUGCAUCCUGGCCCGGGAUCCAUAUUGUGCCUGGGAUGGCAAGAGCUGCCAAGAUAUAGCUGAUGUUCUGGACAGAUCUCUGCUGAUUCAGGAUGUGCUGCAUGGCAACAUGGGCUGCUGGAACGAUUCUGUGCAGGCUGUGCUCGUGCAGAAGAACCGGACAGUACUGCAUGGUGGUGAUGUGCUCCUGCCUUGUGAACAGACAUCCAACUUGGCACGGGCGAUUUGGAUGGUGAAUGGCACCAAAGUGCUUGCUGAGGAUGAGCAAGGACACUUCCGAUUAGGCGUAGAUGGAUUGUUGGUGACAGACACACAGCUUGAUUAUAGUGGAGAAUACCAAUGCUACGCCGAGGAGAAUGGCCUGCAUACCUUGGUAGCCACCUAUGGUCUAACUGUGCUGUCCAAAGAACUGGGGCCACAACUGCCCAGCAGUCCAACCCUCCCAUCUUGGCAUUUGGCCAGAAAUGAUGCUGGGAACGUGAACUUUAUCUACAUUGUGAUCAUCACAGUGCUGAGUGGAUUAUGCUUUGUGCUCAUGGUUGUGCUUUUCUAUGUCUGCUGUUUGCACAGGCAUAGAGGCAAGUAUCAGCUAGGGGGUCCCCAACCAUCAAGUGUAGAACUGCAGACUGUUUCUUCAAAUUGCCUGAGCAAAGGAAGGCCGGAUGAAGAGGAGCUGAGCACCUAUCCGGAUGGCUGCCUUCAGAUCAUCCCCGGAGAAGCCCCUACCUUGUCACUGUCACCCAAAGUGACACCUCUGGCCCUCCCCCCUCCCCCUCCCCCUCUCCCUGCUGAGUUCACCAAUGGCAUUUCAACAUUGCCCAACAUGCUGCGCAAAAUGAAUGGCAACAGCUACAUGCUCCUGCGACAGAACGAGGAGCCGUGUACUUCACCGCUGUACAACUCUUUCACCGAGGAACUGAGCAAAAUUCUGGAGAAGCGGAAACAUACCCAGUUGGUAGAAAAACUGGAUGAGAGCUCUGUGUAAGGGGGAGAGAGGGUCUAUGUGCUGAACUAUUCUCUCUUGCCACUGCACAAUUCCGCCUCUGAAGGCCAAAAGAACCAGUGUUAGGACUGAGCAACUACCUCCGGAGUGGCCCUCCGGAGCCGCCACAGACUCCGCACUCAUUUCUUUUAUUUUACUGUUGUCUUUUUUUGUUGUUGCUGCUGUUGAUCGUUUUGUUUUUCAAUUGCUGUAAACAAAGAAAUCUGUUUAAAUGGGAAUUAUAUUUAUAUAAAAGGCUGAUCAAUAAACGGGGGCCGCAGAGAUGUGUUGGGUUUGUCUGGU
Molecule: messenger RNA, 3253 nt
Organism: Notechis scutatus (mainland tiger snake)
Lineage: Eukaryota; Metazoa; Chordata; Lepidosauria; Squamata; Elapidae
Gene: SEMA4G
Product: semaphorin 4G
Biological process (GO): neural crest cell migration; semaphorin-plexin signaling pathway; negative chemotaxis
Cellular component (GO): plasma membrane
Molecular function (GO): chemorepellent activity; semaphorin receptor binding
Source: RefSeq, a predicted model, not a curated record